Messenger RNA from Penicillium cinerascens, 435 nucleotides. Its product is annotated as putative copper resistance protein Crd2. The transcript has 3 exons. NCBI's taxonomy places the organism in Eukaryota, Fungi, Ascomycota, Eurotiomycetes, Eurotiales, Aspergillaceae. The record is from RefSeq and is a predicted model, not a curated record. The coding region runs from base 85 to 411 and encodes 108 amino acids.
ACUUGCGUUGCCGAUCGACUACUUUUGAGCCGCAAGCUUAUUUCUCUACGUCUACGUCAUCCACGAGAUCUAAAUACCUUCAAAAUGGUCCACCCCAACACCACCUGCUGCAAGUCCUCCCAGGGCGCCGACUGCAUCUGUGCCGCUCAGGCUAAGUGCUCGUGCGGCAAGGAGAGCGCUCUCCACUGCUCCUGCAACAAGGCCUCCACCGAGAACGCCAUCUCUGGCCCUCGCUGCUCAUGCCGCUCUCGUCCCGCUGGUCAGUGUACCUGCGAGCGCUCCGUGUCCGAGAACAAGGCCGUCGAGGGUGCAACCUGCGCCUGUGGCAGCCGUCCUUCUGCUUCCUGCACUUGCGAGAAGGCUGAUGCUGUCGAGUCUGCCCUUGAGCAGGACUUCACCACCCGCGCAUAAAUAGCUGCGUUGUUUCCUUCUUCU